GUUAGUUUUCAACAUGGCGGCCAGCUGCUACUUCUUUGUGGCUGCUUUGCUGUUGCUCUGCAGCGGGGUUUUAAGUUUUCCUGUCGGCCAAGAGAAAAGAGACGCCACCACCUGCGGAUACCAGUCAUGUCAUGCCACCAAGCCCAGCAUGCUGAAUGUCCACCUGGUUCCUCACACACACGACGACGUGGGCUGGCUAAAGACCGUGGACCAGUACUUCUAUGGAGAUCGUAACGACAUCCAACACGCCGGCGUUCAGUACAUCCUGGACUCGGUGGUGGAUCAGCUGCUGAAGAACCCAGACAGACGGUUCAUCUACGUGGAGACGGGCUUCUUCUACCGCUGGUGGAAGCAGCAGAGCUCCAGCACGCAGCAGACGGUCAAGCAGCUGGUUAACCAAGGUCGGCUGGAGUUUGUAAAUGGUGGCUGGUGUAUGAGCGACGAGGCCACGACGCACUACAGCGCCGUCAUCGACCAGAUGACCAUCGGCCUGAGGUUUCUGAACGAGACCUUUGGGAUCUGCGGUUGGCCCAGGGUAGCCUGGCACAUUGACCCCUUUGGCCACGCCCGCGAACACGCCUCUCUUUUUGCACAGAUGGGAUACGACGGCUUCUUCUUCGGUCGCCUGGACUACCAGGACCGGACUCGCAGGAUGAAGGCGAAGGAGCAGGAGCUCCUCUGGAGAGCCUCAGACAGCCUCACACCCCCCAUGGCCGACCUUUUCACAGGAAUCCUUCCCAACGGGUACAACCCUCCAGAAGGGUUCUGCUGGGACCAGCUGUGCGCCGACGCACCAAUCAGAGACGACCCCGACCUUGAGGAUUAUAACGUUGACGAUGUUGUCCAGCGUUUCCUUCGCGCCGCCAAGAGUCAGGCGUUGGUGUACAAGACCAACCACAUCAUUAUGACCAUGGGCUCAGACUUCCAGUACGAGAACGCCAACCUGUGGUACAAGAACCUGGACAAGCUGAUCCGCUACGUCAACGACCAGCAGGGCAACGGCAGCAACGUCAACGUCCUCUAUUCCACUCCAUCCUGCUACCUGCAGGAGCUUCACAAAGCUAACCUCACCUGGCCUCUGAAGACGGAUGAUUUCUUUCCCUACGCGGACAACGCUCAUAACUUCUGGACGGGGUACUUCACAAGCCGACCGGCGCUGAAACGCUACGAGAGGAUCAGCAACAGCAACCUGCAGUCUUGUAAUCAGCUGGAGGUUCUGGGCGGUCCAGUUUCCAGGAAGGGGCUGUUUGGACAGGGUGACAGUGAGACUUUGAGGAAAGCAAUGGCUGUGGCUCAGCACCAUGACGCAGUGUCAGGAACAGAGAAACAACAUGUUGCUAACGACUACGCCAAGAUGCUAGCCAAAGGCUGGCAACACUGCCAGGUUUUGGUCAGCAACAGUUUGGCUUCCCUCACUGGCUCCUCUGCUGAAAGAAUCUACUGUGAUAAUCUCAACGUCAGUGUGUGUCCUCUAACCGAGUCCAGCAGCAAGUUCUCACUCAGUGUGUACAACCCUCUGGGUCGGUCCGUCACCUGGCCCGUCAGGCUGCCGGUCAACGGAACGGUGUACGCCGUCACUGACGCUCAAGGAAAACCCGUGGACUGUCAGGUGCUUCCUGUGUCCAGAGCCACGCAGGAAGUGAGGAGGAGCCGAGGCUUCGCCAGGAACGAGCUGGUGUUCCAGGUCCAAGCUCCUCCUCUGGGUUACAGCAGCUACUCUGUGUCCCUGCUGCAGGACGGGCGGCCAUCGUCCUCACCUCAACACCAGGCUCCCACCAGCAUCCAAAACAAGUUCCUUCAAGUCACCUUUGACCCUGACACUGGCCUUUUGUCCGGUCUCAGCAACCUGGAAACCAAACAGGCCAUAAAGCUUUCACAAAACUUCUACUGGUACAAUGCCAGUGACGGCAACAACGACGAGAGUCGUCAGACCUCUGGAGCCUACAUCUUCAGACCCAACUCCUCCACACCUGUCAUGGUCAGCAGUAAGGCCAGAGUGGAGAUCUUUCAGAACUCGGUGGUGCAGGAGGUGCGGCAGUGGUUCUCUCCCUGGGUGUCUCAGGUGGUCCGACUCUACCCCGACAGUAAAGCCGUGGAGCUGGAGUGGACGGUCGGACCGGUGCCGGUCAGUGAUGACCAGGGGAAGGAAGUGAUCACUCGUCUGGACACCAGCAUUAAAACCGCAGAGUUUUUCUACACCGACUCAAACGGCAGAGAAGUUCUCCAGAGAAAGAAAGAUUUCCGCCCCACAUGGCAGCUCAAGCAAACGGAACCCAUUGCUGGAAAUUAUUACCCCAUCAACUCUCGGGCCUUUCUAAAGGAUGACAAGGACCAACUCACAGUCGUGACAGAUCGCUCACAGGGAGGAGCGAGUAUAUACAACGGGUCUCUGGAGAUCAUGCUUCACCGCCGGCUGCUGCAUGACGACUACCGCGGUGUCGGUGAAGCCCUUGAUGAGAGUUCGGAGCUCUUCCCCGACGGCCUGGUGGUCCGCGGUCGCCACCUCCUCUCCCUGGAGCCGCCUGCCACCGCCGCAGACACACACCGCCCCCUGGCGCAGGAAGUGGUAUCACAACCGCUGCUGUCCUUCACAGAGGGAGACCUGAACCCUAACGCACGGCUGGAGUUUUCAGGCCUUCAAGCAUCGCUGCCCCCUGCUGUCCACCUCCUGACACUGAGUCAGUGGGACGAGGAGUCCGUCCUGCUCAGACUAGAGCAUCAGUUCCAGAGCUGGGAGAGCAAAGCCAGCUCCCAACCCGUCACAGUCAACCUUCAGAAGCUGUUUUCCACUCUGAAUGUUCUGGGUGUUUCUGAGCUGAACCUUUCAGCCAAUCAGUGGAAAGAUGAGAUGAAGCGUUUUGAUUGGUCUCCUGAAAAAGAAGAGAAACCCCUGCUGAAGACGUUUGAGGAUCCGUCUGCGUGGGAAAUCACCCUGAGGCCCAUGGAGAUCAGAACAUUUUUACUCAGGGUCACAUUUAAAUAACAAAUCAUAUCCAUCCCAGUGGUGGCUAAAUGUCCCUCUGAUCCAAACUGAGGAUUCCUCCAAUGUCACUUAAAUCUGCAGUGAAAGGGAUUGGAAAAUAAUUUUCAUUUAUGCCUGUGGAUUUUUUUGGGUUUUUUUUUUUUACUGUUUCCACUAGUGAUGGACAUUAAAUCACACAAUUUUCAAAUUUUAGCUGAAGCCAUCUUCAGACGCUGCUGUAACCGUCUUCUUUUCAGAAAAGCAAUCACCCAAAUUUCAGCUGAUUUAAAGACAACACUGCAGGAGUGAAAUAAAGCAACAACAAAAAUGUUAGAAUGACAGGAGCCACACGACAUGAAUAAAACCUGAAACAAUGACUUUAUUAUAAGUGAAACUGCUGCUGAACAGCCCACAACACUUCCUGUCAUAUUCCAAAAUAUUAACAAUAUUUACUUUUUCAGUUUGCAUUCACUUAGGGUUAUCAAAUUGUCUUCACAGGACUUUUUUUAAUCCACCCAUAAUAUUCCUCAGUACAAUGCUGUUCCUGUUACCGCCCCCUUGUGGCAGCAAUAAAACAUUACAACUAGACUAUUAAUAAAAGGAAGCUCUUAAGAUCUUUGGAUCUUUCCAACUUGGAGCAAUGACUGUAUCUCUGAAGUUAGUUUCUGCUGCAAAGCGCUUUAAUCCUCUGAUUUUUCUUCACUGUAUUAUGCUACAAUGUGAACAGACUGUUUAAAACCCACUUUUUGCAACUUUUUUUUUGCAAAUAUUGAAAUUGGCAUAUAUCUGUAGGUUCCAUCAGUGGCUCAAAACUUAAAUUCAUUAAUGGUUUGGACUAAAACUGGAGCUGUGAUGAGGAAUAUUUUGGGUAAAAGAACAAUCUAUACAUGGAUCCAAGCAAAAAUCUAUUUUUAUAAAAAAUGAGAAAGGUAGGUUUGUUUCCAGGAAUUAUCCAUAACUGGAUAAAAAUCUUAAUUUUGUUUUCACUGUGAAGUUUCUGAACCAUCUGCACAUUUGUAAACAAUUUGAAAAUGUAGAUAAAGGAUUAUUUCCAUGUCUGUAAAAACAAUUGACUGUCUUUUUUUACCAACUGGUGCCAAAAUUUACUGACCAACAUGUGCAAUAUUUUGUUUUACUCAUGUAUGUACAUACAUGUUUUUACAGCUGAACAAGCAUCUUAUAAUAAAAUUCUGGUCAUUUGCA
Gambusia affinis (western mosquitofish) is the source of this 4165-nucleotide messenger RNA. It is a transcript of the gene man2b1, whose product is annotated as mannosidase, alpha, class 2B, member 1. Lineage: Eukaryota; Metazoa; Chordata; Actinopteri; Cyprinodontiformes; Poeciliidae. The coding region runs from base 14 to 2983 and encodes 989 amino acids. The record is from RefSeq and is a predicted model, not a curated record. Gene Ontology annotation, cellular component: lysosome. Gene Ontology annotation, biological process: mannose metabolic process. The transcript is spliced from 23 exons. Gene Ontology annotation, molecular function: carbohydrate binding; alpha-mannosidase activity.